UUUUUAAGACCCAGCGGAGCUCGUGAGGGAAACCCCGCGGCUUUAGUUGUUUCUACUCUCCCGAGUGUCAGCUAGUUAUUUGUGGGGAGGCGCUGUAGCCAUUUCGCCACAUAAAAAGCAUGAUGAGCUGAACGGGCCAACAUCCGAGUUGUUGGUGGGAGAAGAGAAACCAGCUUUGAGGAGCUCCGCGCGCGCGCGCGCACAACACCAAAAACCUGCGCGUGAGCACGCACGGGCGCACGCACACACUUCCUCCUCGUCCUCCGUGGAAAAAAAAAGAGGGAGAGAGAGAGAGGGUACACGAACUUCCAACUCUCCCAUGUGGAAAGCAGAGGUUUGAAGAUAAGGUGUAUUUUUCCUCCUCGCAGCUCUCCCUCUCUUUCUCCCUCUCAGUGUUAUUUUAUUUUUAAUUUUUUUCCCCUUGCUCUUUGCCCGGAUAAUUGUGCUUCUAUGAGCGUCUUUCUUGGCGAGAAGAGAAGUUUGGUUGUUUGCCURGUCGGCUGAGGAGGCGGAGGAGGAGAAAAAGAAGAAGAGUCGGGUUAAAAGUAGGAGAAGAUGGUCCACAACGCCGCCUGGAGAAGGAGCUUUCUUUGCGUCCUGGUGCUCAGUCUCGGCUUCGCGUCCCCGCCGUGCAAAGCUCGGAUUUACACCAACCACUGGGCGGUCAGGAUAGCCGGGGGACCCGAGGUGGCCGAGCAGAUAGCGCAGAAAUAUGGCUAUAGGAACAUGGGACAGAUUGGGGACCUCAAAGACCACUAUCACUUCUACCACAGUCGGACAAUCAAGAGAUCAACKUCGUCCAGCCGUGGUCGCCACAGUUUCAUCUCCAUGGAGCCCAAGGUGGAGUGGAUAGAACAGCAGGUGGUGAAAAGGAGGAUCAAGAGGGAUUACAAAUCAGCCCCGCCCCUUUCCCAGACAAGCCCCGCCUUUAGCAGCAUGGCCCAAAACAACAUAUUCUAUAAUGACGCCAAGUGGAGCAGUAUGUGGUAUAUUCACUGUAACGAUGACGUCCAUAAUUGCCAGUCGGACAUGAACAUCAUGGGGGCGUGGAAGAGGGGCUACACGGGUAAAGACGUGGUGGUGACCAUACUUGAUGACGGCAUUGAGAGGAACCACCCUGACCUUUUACAGAACUAYGACCCUCAAGCAAGCUAUGAUGUCAACAGCAACGAUGCAGAUCCCAUGCCGCGAUACGAUGCAACCAAUGAGAACAAGCAUGGCACACGGUGCGCAGGUGAAGUGGCUGCAUCUGCAAACAACUCCCACUGCAUUGUGGGAAUUGCCUAUAAUGCCAGAAUAGGGGGUGUUCGAAUGCUGGAUGGCGAUGUGACCGACAUGGUGGARGCCAAGUCUUUGAGCCUCAGCCAGCAGCACAUUGACAUCUACAGCGCCAGCUGGGGACCCGAUGAUGAUGGAAAGACUGUGGAUGGACCAGCAGCUCUGGCCAGGCAGGCCUUUGAGAACGGCAUCCGCUCGGGGAGAAAGGGCCGUGGCUCCAUCUUUGUUUGGGCCUCAGGUAACGGCGGGCGCAGCAGAGACCACUGCUCCUGCGAUGGCUACACCAACUCCAUCUACACCAUCUCCAUCUCCAGCACGGCCGAGAGCGGACGCAAACCCUGGUACCUGGAGGAGUGUUCGUCCACACUGACCACCACAUACAGCAGCGGGGAGAACUACGACAGAAAGAUCAUCACAACAGAUCUGCGGCACCGGUGUACAGACAGCCAYACAGGGACAUCAGCCUCUGCUCCCAUGGCAGCUGCCAUCAUCGCUCUGGCCCUGGAGGCAAAUCCUCUUCUAACCUGGAGAGACGUUCAGCACAUCAUUGUGAAAACCUCAAGAGCCGGGCAUCUGAGUGCUCCUGACUGGAAGACCAAUGCUGCUGGUUACAAUGAACCAUUCGUCCAGAGCAUGUGGUGAGAUCGGURUACAAGGCAACCGGAUGUACCGACAACCCCAACAACCAUGUCAUCUACUUGGAGCACGUGGUCGUACGCAUUAUGAUUACGCACCCUCGCCGUGGUGACCUGUCAAUCAAUCUGACCUCACCGUCUGGGACCAAGUCUCAGCUGCUUGCAAACAGGUUGUUUGAUUACUCCAUGGAGGGCUUUAAGAACUGGGAGUUUAUGACCACCCACUGCUGGGGAGAGAAGGCAGCAGGCGACUGGGUCCUAGAAAUCUAUGACUCACCUUCUCAGCUUCGCAGCCAGAAAGUGCCUGGAAAGUUGAAGGAGUGGUCGCUGGUGCUGUAUGGUACCUCUGUCCACCCGUACUCAUCUAUGCACGUUGAAAAGGUUCGCUUCACUGACCUGCUGCAGCCGGUCGAGGAAGAGUUCACCGAGGAGUACAACGGCCCCUGUGAUGCUGAAUGCAAUGAAAAUGGCUGCGAGGGUCCAGGACCCCACCACUGCAUAAACUGCCUCCACUACUUCCUCAAGUUCAAGAAUAACACCAGGAUGUGUGUCUCCGAGUGUCCCAGCGGCUUCUUCCGUGACGACAGGAAACGCUGCAAGAAGUGCUCCUCUUUGUGCGAGACCUGCGUCGGGAGCCGCAGCGAUCAGUGCAUCACAUGCAGGAGCGGGUACCACUUCAUCGAGGGCUCCAACACAUGUGUCGCCAACUGUGCCGAUGGCUUCUACCUCGACAGCAAUUCCAACAUUUGCAGAAGAUGUCAAGAAAACUGCAAGAAAUGCACAAGCUUCAAUAUCUGCACAGAAUGUAAACAGGGGACGAGUCUUCAAGGAAAUAAGUGCCAGAUGACCUGCCUCCCAGGAACUUAUUACAACGGCCACAGGCGGACCUGUGAGCACUGUCAUCGAGCCUGUGCCACCUGCGCAGGCACAGGUGCAGAAGCAUGUACUAAGUGUGCAGAUGGGUAUUUACUUGAGGACUGGAGGUGUGUGUUGACGUGCAGCCCUGGUUCUUACCUGUCAGAGCAGACCUCAGACAGUGGACAGGUGCAGAGGUCCUGUAAGAAGUGUGACAAUAGCUGCUUUGAGUGUUUGGGUCCAGGGGAGCAGAACUGCAGCAGCUGUAACAGUGGUUACAACCUGGAGGCAGGAGCCUGUGUGGUCAGCACCAUCUGCAAAGAUGGUUGUUUGAUGAUGGUCGCUGUGUCAUCCACUGCCCAACCGGKCGCUAUGCAGAUGGGAGACGAUGUCAACCCUGUCAUCCCACCUGCCACGCCUGCACUGAUGAAGGAGCAGACAACUGCACCAGCUGUGAUAAAGACAGGUUCGGUGUAACCAGGUACCUCUUUCAGAGCGAGUGUCUGGACRUCUGUCCUGAGGGCUUCCACCAGUCUGUCAGGAUGCGGUGUGAGCCUUCCACCUAUAAUUCUACCACUGCACGGCUCCAUCCUUCAUGUGGUGACGGUUCAGAUGCAGAUUGUCUCUCCUGUGAUGAGGGCUGCAAAAAAUGCAAACAAAGAGGUCCAGAAGAUCAGAAACAGGAAAGUGUUUGCCUCAAAUGUGAAGAAGGUUAUUAUCAGUUAGACGCUGACUGUCAUCAGUCCUGCCCUGAUGGGACCUACAGUGUGAAGGACGUUAUGGUCUGUUCUCCUUGUGAAGACAAACACUGUGCAGUCUGUGAUGAGUCCCAGUGCUACUUGUGUGACAGUGGCUACUAUGUCUCUGACGGAGAGUGCGUGGAUCGUUGUGAGGAUGGUUUCUUUCUGGAUGCAGCAGAGUGUGAGCCCUGUCACAGAGACUGUCAAACCUGCGGAGGGCCGCGGGACGAUGACUGUGACUCCUGCGAAGACGGGUUCUCUCUGAUGAAGGGAGAGUGCGUGGAAGGACAACAGCUCGUCGUUUGUCCUGAGAAACACUUCAGAAACAGUGAGGACAAAUGUGAGCCGUGUCACUCCACCUGUAGGACUUGUUCUGGUGAAAAGAAGGAAAACUGCAGCAGCUGUUUUCCUGGCCGUUUUUUGACUCCUCAUCAGACUUGCCUGUCUCAGUGUCCGGCUGGAACAUUUGGCAACAAAACAUCUGGCCAGUGUGAGGGGUGUUCAGCAGGCUGUGUAACGUGCCAGGAGGCCGAAGCCUGCCAGGGCUGCCAGGAAGGCCUUUACCUGCAAGACGACGCGUGUGUGAAAGAAUGCCAGAGGGGGUUUCCUCAAGGUGAGCUUUGCCACCCGUGUGCCCCGGAGUGUGCAUCCUGUGAGGAAAGUUCCUCCCGCUGUUUGAGCUGCGAGAGGCCAUUUCUGCUGCUGGAUCACUCCUGUGUGUCCGCCUGCCCAAAGGGCUUUUAUAAGAACAACACAGAAUGCCAUCGCUGCCCGGAUCACUGCAGCGAGUGCAGCCAGGACGGCCUGUGUGAGAAGUGUACAGGGCAGUACUUCCUUCAUGAGGACGAGUGCGUGGACGAUUGUCCUGCAGCCUACUUUGCCAGCACGAAGCAGCACGAGUGUGUGCGUUGUCAUGUUGACUGCGCCUCGUGUGACGGGUCGKGCAUCAAUGACUGCAUCGAGUGUCGCAACCCCAAAGCUGUCCGCUACGCCGGAGAGUGCCUGCCUCGCUGUCCAAGCAACACCUACCACGACACAGGCAGAAAUGAAUGCGAAGGGUGUGAUGAGUCGUGUUUGACCUGCUCGGGUCACAAACCCUCCGACUGCCUCAGCUGUGAUGCCAACAGGCGCAGGGAUGCGAGUGGGCGAUGUGUGUGGUCCAGUGAAUGCUCUGUGGGCUCGUACGUGGACCAGAACGGCGAGUGCCAGCAGUGCCACCCGCUCUGCCGCCACUGCAACGGGCCCAACAGAGACCAGUGCCUCAGCUGUGAGGAGCACCACUUCCUGUUGAACAGCACCUGUGUGGAAACGUGUCCCAUGGGUUACUACAUGGAGGUCAAAGGUGAGCGCGCGUGUCGACGCUGCUACUACAGCUGUGAGWCUUGCGAUGGUCCACACAGCCAGCAGUGCAUCACCUGCAAACCGGGGUAUUUUAAGCACGGCAGCAGCUGUGUUGAGACCUGUCCAGAGAGUCAUUUUGGCAACGGGACCUCUAAGGUUUGUGAGCGAUGUGACCCCUCCUGCACCAAGUGCUUCGGUCAUGGAAACACCAAGUGUCUGAGCUGCCGGCAUGACUACCUGUACAUGAAACAAUGGAGGCAAUGCCUGAAGAGCUGCCCUUCUGGAUACUACAAAGACAAAUGGUCCACAAACUGCCUCAAGUGUGACCCGACCUGCAAGACCUGCAGCGAUGGGUCUGCUUUGGCUUGUUUGUCCUGUUACGACAACUUURUCUUAAAGAGUAGCUACUGUCUGAACCCCUGUUUUAUUGGCUUCUAUCCAUCCUCACAGGACAUUGGAAACCCAAGGUGCAGGGCUUGUGAUCGGUCGUGCGAAGGCUGCCGAGGCCCCAGCAUGUGGGAGUGCACCUUGUGUCCUCCGAGCAAGAUCUUAUUAGAGGACGGCCGCUGCUUGAGCUGCUGUGGAAAAGAGUCGUGGUACAACAAUGAACCGAUUCCCAGGGAGUGCUGUGACUGCGAGGCAUCCCGAGAGGAGUGCACCCUGGGGGUGAACUUUGUGAUGACGACAGAUGAAGGUUCAGGCAGCAGCACCCCUAAACUGGUCACCACGGCUUUUGUUCUGCUCAUCCUCUUUGUGGGAAUGGGAAUCUUCCUCCUCCUCAGUGCUCGACUGAAGCUGCCCAAAUCCAAAGCUGGAGGUUACGUGAAGCUGGACACCAUCGAAAGCUYCACGCCUCAGCCCAACACCUCUUCRUUUGGAGAGUACAGCGACAGGAUGGCUGAAUGUGAGGACAGUGAUGARGAGGAUGAUGAUGAGGAUAUAGUGUACAUGACCAAAGAUGGGUCGAUGUAUCGAAAAGGUAAAUAUGGACUGUUGGAUGAUGAUGACGAUGAGCUGGAAUAUGAUGAUGAAAGCUACUCAUUUAGAUGAAAACAUGAGUAUUUAUUGUUGUACUGAAAGACUUAAUGUUUCUGUUUAAGCAUUUUAUUAAACCUGCAUGAGACUUAUUUUGAAUUUUUUGUAUUUUAAAAUAAAAAAUAAAAAAUGUAAAAUAUUUCUAUUCAUUUGGAAAUAGUGGCGGCAGUAAACAUCCUUAAAAAUAUUAAAACACUUUAAUUAUUAAUAUGCUGUCUUAAGUCUGUGGUCAGUUAUUGACCAGUUUUAAUUAAACAGUAAUAUUUGUCCUGCCAUAAAAGAUUAAAUAAAUGUCAGACACCUGGCAGCCAGA
Molecule: messenger RNA, 6197 nt
Organism: Austrofundulus limnaeus
Lineage: Eukaryota; Metazoa; Chordata; Actinopteri; Cyprinodontiformes; Rivulidae
Gene: pcsk5b
Product: proprotein convertase subtilisin/kexin type 5b
Biological process (GO): peptide hormone processing
Cellular component (GO): trans-Golgi network; Golgi membrane
Molecular function (GO): serine-type endopeptidase activity
Source: RefSeq, a predicted model, not a curated record